Messenger RNA from Nannospalax galili (Upper Galilee mountains blind mole rat), 5313 nucleotides. It is a transcript of the gene Shank3, whose product is annotated as SH3 and multiple ankyrin repeat domains 3. The record is from RefSeq and is a predicted model, not a curated record. Gene Ontology annotation, molecular function: synaptic receptor adaptor activity; ionotropic glutamate receptor binding. The transcript has 22 exons. NCBI's taxonomy places the organism in Eukaryota, Metazoa, Chordata, Mammalia, Rodentia, Spalacidae. Bases 96 to 5225 code for a protein of 1709 amino acids. Gene Ontology annotation, cellular component: postsynaptic membrane; dendritic spine; postsynaptic density.
CGGCGGGGGGUCAGGGGGGGCCGGGGCGCCGCGCGGAGUCCCGGUGCGCUUCGCUCUCCGCUGCGAACAGUCCGGGCCCCGGCUCAGGCGCGGGGAUGGAUGGCCCCGGGACUGGCGCCGUGGUCGUGCGCGUCGGCAUUCCGGACCUGCAACAGACGAAGUGCCUGCGUCUGGACCCAACCGCGCCUGUGUGGGCCGCCAAGCAGCGCGUCCUCUGCGCCCUCAACCACAGCCUUCAGGACGCGCUCAACUAUGGGCUGUUCCAGCCCCCCUCCCGGGGUCGUGCGGGCAAAUUCCUGGAUGAAGAGAGGCUUUUGCAAGAUUAUCCUCCUAACCUGGACACGCCCCUGCCCUACCUGGAGUUUCGUUACAAGCGGCGAGUUUAUGCCCAGAACCUCAUAGAUGACAAGCAAUUUGCAAAGCUACACACAAAGGCAAACCUGAAGAAGUUCAUGGACUAUGUCCAGCUACACAGCACAGACAAGGUGGCCCGUCUGCUGGACAAGGGGCUGGACCCCAAUUUUCACGACCCUGACUCAGGAGAGUGCCCUCUGAGCCUUGCAGCACAGUUGGACAAUGCCACCGAUCUGCUGAAGGUUCUGCGUAAUGGUGGUGCUCACCUGGAUUUCCGAACCCGAGAUGGGCUAACAGCCGUCCACUGUGCAACUCGCCAGCGGAAUGCGGGAGCAUUGACGACCCUGCUGGACCUGGGGGCUUCACCUGACUACAAGGAUAGCCGUGGCCUGACACCUCUGUACCAUAGCGCCCUAGGGGGCGGGGAUGCCCUCUGUUGUGAAUUGCUUCUUCAUGAUCAUGCACAGCUGGGGACCACUGAUGAGAAUGGUUGGCAAGAGAUCCAUCAGGCCUGCCGCUUUGGGCAUGUGCAGCACUUGGAACACUUGCUAUUCUAUGGGGCAAACAUGGGUGCCCAGAAUGCCUCGGGAAAUACAGCACUUCACAUUUGUGCCCUCUACAACCAGGAGAGCUGUGCUCGUGUCCUGCUUUUCCGAGGAGCCAACAAGGAUGUCCGAAAUUACAACAGCCAGACAGCCUUCCAGGUUGCCAUUAUUGCAGGGAACUUUGAACUUGCCGAAGUCAUCAAGACCCACAAAGAUUCGGAUGUUGUACCUUUCAGAGAAACCCCCAGCUAUGCAAAGAGGCGACGACUGGCAGGCUCCAGUGGCUUGGCAUCCCCUCGGCCCCUACAGCGCUCAGCCAGUGAUAUCAACUUGAAGGGUGACACACAGCCAGCAGCUUCUCCUGGGCCUUCGCUCCGAAGCCUCCCUCAUCAACUACUGCUCCAGCGGCUCCAGGAGGAAAAAGAUCGUGACCGGGAUAAUGAACAAGAAAAUGAUGUCCGUGUCCCCUCAACUGGCAGGGGCAGUCACAACAAGAUCAGCCUUCGCUCCGCUCCCGCGGCCCGCGUGGGGGUCUGCGGGGGGCGCCGCCGGCUUGGGCGCGCCGGCAGCCGCCGCCCGCAGAGGGAGGAGCCGGCGGAGGAGGCGGGGCGCCGAGCGGCCGCGGCAUGGAUGCUCAGCAUCGGGGAGGGCGGUUUCUGGGAGGGGACCGUGAAAGGCCGUACAGGCUGGUUCCCAGCUGACUGUGUGGAAGAGGUGCAGAUGCGACAGUAUGACACACGGCAUGAAACCCGGGAGGACCGGACGAAGCGUCUUUUCCGCCAUUACACUGUGGGCUCCUAUGACAGCCUCACUUCACACAGCGAUUAUGUCAUUGAUGACAAGGUGGCUAUCCUGCAAAAACGGGACCACGAGGGCUUUGGCUUUGUGCUCCGGGGCGCCAAAGCAGAGACCCCCAUUGAGGAGUUCACCCCCACACCUGCCUUCCCUGCACUCCAGUACCUUGAGUCUGUGGAUGUAGAGGGUGUGGCUUGGAGGGCUGGGUUGCGCACUGGGGAUUUUCUCAUCGAGGUGAAUGGAGUGAACGUUGUGAAGGUUGGACAUAAGCAAGUAGUGGGUCUGAUCCGUCAGGGUGGCAAUCGCUUGGUUAUGAAGGUUGUAUCUGUGACCAGGAAACCAGAAGAGGAUGGUGCUCGGCGCAGAGCCCCACCACCCCCGAAGAGGGCUCCCAGUACCACACUGACCCUGCGUUCCAAGUCUAUGACGGCCGAGCUGGAGGAACUUGCCUCUAUUCGGAGAAGAAAAGGGGAGAAGCUGGAUGAAAUACUGGCAGCUGCUGCAGAGCCAACACUGAGGCCAGACAUUGCAGAUGCUGACUCCAGGGCAGCCACUGUUAAGCAGCGGCCCACCAGCCGGAGGAUCACCCCUGCUGAGAUCAGCUCCUUGUUUGAGCGCCAGGGCCUCCCAGGCCCAGAGAAGCUGCCCGGCUCUCUGCGGAAGGGGAUUCCACGGACAAAAUCUGUAGGGGAGGAUGAGAAGCUGGCGUCUCUGCUGGAAGGGCGCUUCCCACGCAGCACAUCAAUGCAGGACACCGUGCGUGAGGGUCGUGGCAUACCGCCCCCUCCGCAGACUGCCCCACCACCCCCACCUGCGCCCUACUACUUCGACUCGGGGCCUCCCCCUACCUUUUCACCACCGCCACCUCCAAGUCGAGCGUACGACACUGUGCGCUCCAGUUUCAAGCCAGGCCUGGAGGCGCGCCUGGGUGCGGGGGCCACCGGCCUGUAUGAGCCUGGUGCGCCUCUUGGCCCGCUGCCCUACCCUGAACGGCAGAAGCGCGCACGCUCCAUGAUCAUCUUGCAAGACUCAGCGCCAGAGGUGGGCGAUGUACCCCGGCCCGCGCCUGCAGCCACGCCGCCUGAGCGCCCCAAGCGUCGGCCUCGGCAGUCAGGUCCUGACAGCCCCUACGCCAACCUGGGCGCUUUUAGUGCCAGCCUGUUUGCACCGUCCAAACCGCAGCGCCGCAAGAGCCCACUGGUGAAGCAACUUCAGGUGGAGGACGCUCAGGAGCGCGCGGCUCUGGCCGUGGGCAGCCCCGGCCCAGUGGGUGGAAGCUUUGCUCGAGAGCCCUCCCCUACGCACCGUGGGCCGGGGCCCCGGCAGGGUGGCCUUGAUUACAGCUCUGGAGAAGGCCUUGGGCUCACUUUUGGCGGCCCUGGCCCAGGCAAAGAGCGACGCCUGGAGGAGCGACGUCGCUCUACUGUGUUCUUAUCUGUGGGUGCCAUCGAGGGCAGCCCUCCCAGUGCUGACCUGCCAUCCCUGCAGCCUUCCCGCUCCAUUGAUGAACGCCUCCUGGGGACAGGUGCCACCACCGGCCGCGAUCUGCUGCUCCCCUCCCCUGUCUCUGCUCUGAAGCCAUUGGUCAGCGGCCCCAGCCUUGGGCCCUCAGGCACCACUUUCAUCCACCCACUCACUGGCAAACCCUUGGAUCCUAGCUCACCCCUGGCUCUUGCCCUGGCUGCGCGAGAGCGGGCUCUGGCCUCCCAGGCACCCUCUAGGUCCCCCACACCCGUUCACAGUCCUGAUGCUGACCGCCCUGGACCCCUGUUUGUGGAUGUACAGGCCAGAGACUCAGAGCGAGGGCCCCUGGCCUCCCCAGCCUUCUCUCCUCGGAGCCCAGCCUGGAUUCCUGUGCCUGCUCGCAGAGAGGCAGAGAAGCCGCCCCGUGAGGAGAGGAAGUCACCCGAGGACAAGAAGUCCAUGAUCCUCAGUGUCUUGGACACAUCCUUACAGAGACCAGCUGGUCUCAUUGUUGUGCAUGCCACCAGCAAUGGACAGGAGCCCAGCAGGCUAGGGGCUGAAGAGGAGCUCCCAGACACUCCAGAGCUGACCCCAGCCCCUAUGCAGGCAGCGGCUGUGGCAGAACCCCUGCCUAGUCCCCGGGCCCAGCCCCCUGGCAGCACUACAGCAGAUCCUGGGCCAGGCCAGGGCAGCUCAGAGGAAGAGCCAGAGCUGGUAUUUGCUGUGAACCUGCCUCCUGCCCAGCUGUCCUCCAGUGAUGAAGAAACCAGAGAGGAGCUGGCCCGUAUUGGGCUAGUGCCACCCCCUGAAGAGUUUGCCAAUGGGAUUCUGCUGGCCACCCCACCCUCUGGCCCGGGCCCCUUGCCCACCACGGUGCCCAGCCUGGCCUCAGGGAAGCCAAGCAGUGAGAUGCCCCCUGCCCCUGAGUCUGCAGCUGACUCUGGAGUAGAGGAGGCUGACACUCGAAGCUCCAGUGACCCCCACUUGGAGACCACAAGCACCAUCUCUACGGUGUCCAGCAUGUCCACCCUGAGCUCAGAAAGUGGGGAACUCACUGACACCCACACCUCCUUUGCUGAUGGACACACUUUUCUACUCGAGAAGCCACCAGUGCCUCCCAAGCCUAAGCUCAAGUCCCCACUGGGGAAGGGGCCGGUGACCUUCAGGGACCCGCUGCUGAAGCAGUCCUCGGACAGUGAGCUCAUGGCCCAGCAGCAUCAUGCCGCCUCUACUGGGUUGGCCUCUACUGCUGGGCCUGCCCGCCCUCGCUACCUCUUCCAGAGAAGGUCCAAGCUGUGGGGGGACCCCGUGGAGAGCCGGGGACUCCCUGGGCCUGAAGAUGACAAACCAACUGUGAUCAGUGAGCUCAGCUCCCGUCUGCAGCAGCUGAACAAAGACACACGCUCCUUGGGGGAGGAACCAGUUGGUGGCCUAGGUAGCCUGCUGGACCCUACCAAGAAGUCACCCAUCGCAGCAGCUCGGCUCUUCAGCAGCCUCGGUGAGCUGAGCACCAUCUCAGCGCAGCGCAGCCCCGGGGGCCCGGGCGGAGGGGCCUCCUACUCGGUGCGGCCCAGCGGCCGUUACCCCGUGGCGAGACGAGCCCCGAGCCCUGUGAAGCCCGCAUCGCUGGAGCGGGUGGAGGGGCUGGGGGCGGGCGCGGGAGGCGUGGGGCGGCCCUUCGGCCUCACGCCUCCCACCAUCCUCAAGUCGUCCAGCCUCUCCAUCCCACACGAGCCCAAGGAAGUGCGCUUCGUGGUGCGCAGUGUGAGUGCGCGCAGCCGCUCCCCCUCACCAUCACCGCUGCCCUCGCCUGCUCCUGGCCCUGGCGUCCCCGGCCCACGUCGACCUUUCCAACAGAAGCCCCUGCAGCUCUGGAGCAAGUUCGAUGUGGGCGACUGGCUGGAGAGCAUCCACUUAGGCGAGCACCGGGACCGCUUCGAGGACCACGAGAUUGAGGGCGCACACCUACCGGCGCUCACCAAGGAUGACUUUGUGGAGCUGGGCGUCACGCGCGUUGGCCACCGCAUGAACAUCGAGCGCGCGCUCAGGCAGCUGGACGGCAGCUGACGACCCACUCCCUCUCCCAUUCUGGCCGCGCCCUGCCGGCAGGGCCCCCACCCCUAUCCCGGGCCGCAGGCUCGGCUCCCCGCCCCCC